This is a messenger RNA of Malus domestica (apple), 798 nucleotides long. Its product is annotated as late embryogenesis abundant protein. Lineage: Eukaryota; Viridiplantae; Streptophyta; Magnoliopsida; Rosales; Rosaceae. Gene Ontology annotation, biological process: response to abscisic acid; cold acclimation; response to water deprivation. The record is from RefSeq and is marked provisional. Gene Ontology annotation, cellular component: cytosol.
AUGUUCGAACAUCAAUAGAUUGAAAGGAUCAUUUUUGGAAAUUAUCCAAAUGGCUCAAAUUAGAGACGAGUACGGAAACCCGGUGCAGCUCACAGACGAGCAUGGAAACCCUGUCAAACUGACAGACGAGCUUGGAAACCCUAUUCACCUCACAGGCGUGGCCACCACGGGCGGAACUGGCACUGAAGCACACACUGGUGCAGCUCCGCAUGUUCCCGGCUCUGGAACCACCGGAGGGUAUGGAGAGCAUGGUGGCGCUGCUGGAGUUACGGGAGGGCAUGGCAUGUUUGGUGGCAAACAAACAAGUGAUCAAUCUCCUGGGUACGGUGUUGGUGUUGGUGUCGUUGAGCAUCGGCAACAGCAGCCCCAUGGCAGUCUUGGUAGUGAACUCCGCCGUUCCGGCAGCUCUAGCUCAAGCUCCAGCUCUGAGGAUGAUGGGCAAGGUGGGAGGAGGAAGAAGGGACUGAAGGAGAAAAUAAAGGACAAACUCGGUGGUGGGAAGCAUAAGGACGAUCAGCAGCAAGCAAAGACACAGGGCCAUGGACAUGAAACCGAAGUUGUUCAAACCACCAGAGUCACAACCGAGCCUGAGAAGAAAAGCAUGAUGGAGAAGAUCAAGGACAAGUUGCCUGGUCAUCAUAGCCACCAGUGAAUUAAUUAAGCUUUAAUUAGUGUAUUCUGGAAUUGAUGUGCUGUGUGAGGGUUGCUGGUUACGUUUGAAUUAAUUGUGUGCAGUUUGUGGGCUUGCAGUUUGUGAGCUUGAUCAGUGUAAUAAUAAAGAAGUUGUUGUAACUGUUC